UGUGGAUCUGGACGAACAACUCAACGACUAUCAGAAUCUGCUACACGUGAAGCCAAGUGCCGAUGGGCUGUUUGCACCCACGACCACACCCAGUCUCUACAUAGACCACAUCCGACCUGCACAGAGUAGCCUGGGUGUACGUAACAACACAGAGAGAGACGUGGACAUUGGAGG
Sphaeroforma arctica JP610 is the source of this 174-nucleotide messenger RNA. RefSeq lists its product as hypothetical. NCBI's taxonomy places the organism in Eukaryota, Ichthyosporea, Ichthyophonida. The annotation marks the transcript as partial. The record is from RefSeq and is a predicted model, not a curated record. The transcript has a single exon.